UCAUAUUUUGCGGUUAUGUUUAUAAUCCGAAGCGUGUACGUAGCACGUUCCUGGGAACGUUGUCUGCCGUUUGAACUUUAUGUAACUACGCAUGGUCAAGCGUGAUUGAUUAUUGACGGUUAUAUGAAAAGUAUACGUGACCUCGCACAUACUAUUGUUCGGUUGGGCAAGCUUCAGUUACCGUAAUAUUGUUUAACGGUCUCCUGUCGUCUAUCGCGUGUCUAUUUGUCGAUGCAAUUUUCUAACUGAUUUGUCAUUCAUUUGCACGAUGUUGGAGGACGUGAAACACGUGUUGUUGGUUCUUUCGGGAAAAGGCGGUGUCGGCAAAUCGACAAUCAGCACUCAGCUGGCCCUGGCAUUAAAGGAAUCCGGUUUUCGCGUAGGGAUCUUGGAUGUUGAUCUUUGUGGGCCCAGUGUUCCUUACUUGCUGAACUUGGAGGAAAAAGAUGUUCACCAAUCUUCUGAAGGAUGGAUACCAGUAUUUGCCGAUGCAGAACAAAAACUGUCUGUUAUGUCAAUCGGUUUUCUCUUGAAGAGUCAAAAUGACAGUGUAGUCUGGCGUGGUCCUAAGAAAACUAGUAUGAUCAAACAGUUUCUAACAGAUGUAGUAUGGCGGGAUAUCGAUUACUUGAUCAUCGACACACCACCAGGAACUUCUGAUGAGCAUAUUACAGUCAUGGAGAAUCUAAAAAACACAAAGUGUGACGGUGCAAUUAUAGUAACCACUCCGCAAGCAGUAGCUGUGGACGACGUACUGCGAGAAGUGACGUUUUGCAGGAAAACUGGCAUCCAUAUUGUUGGCAUUAUCGAGAACAUGAGUGGCUUCAUCUGCCCGUCGUGUACAGAAUGUACCAAUAUAUUCUCUUCGGGAGGCGGAAUAGCUCUCUCAGACAUGGUAAAAGUUCCGUUCCUGGCGAAAGUACCUAUAGACCCGCAAAUCGACAAGCUGGCUGAUAAAGGACAAAGCGUGCUGGUAACGUUACCCGACAGUCAGGUCGCGCAGGUGUUUAGGAAGUUGGUCGAAGAGCUCACCAAGAGCAAAGAAGCUUGAAAGCGAGAUGCGUACUGCAGCGUACACGAUGUAUCAUUACUCGCUUCUCGUGGUGUCACUGCUAGUUUCCCAAACGCGCAAGCAUAUUUACCGGCAACUGUAUAUAUUAGGAAACACCUGCUUUUAUAUUACAAUUUGUAUUGUACUGUACAAUUUGUAUUGUACUGUAUUGUAAAGACAAGAAAAAAUAAACAAUGUUUCCUUGUA
Molecule: messenger RNA, 1258 nt
Organism: Harpegnathos saltator (Jerdon's jumping ant)
Lineage: Eukaryota; Metazoa; Arthropoda; Insecta; Hymenoptera; Formicidae
Gene: Nubp2
Product: NUBP iron-sulfur cluster assembly factor 2
Exons: 5
Coding region: 269-1051 (260 amino acids)
Biological process (GO): iron-sulfur cluster assembly
Cellular component (GO): cytosol
Molecular function (GO): 4 iron, 4 sulfur cluster binding; ATP binding; ATP-dependent FeS chaperone activity
Source: RefSeq, a predicted model, not a curated record